This is a messenger RNA of Microplitis mediator, 3176 nucleotides long. RefSeq lists its product as uncharacterized. The transcript has 6 exons. The coding region runs from base 275 to 1525 and encodes 416 amino acids. NCBI's taxonomy places the organism in Eukaryota, Metazoa, Arthropoda, Insecta, Hymenoptera, Braconidae. The record is from RefSeq and is a predicted model, not a curated record.
ACCCAGUUGAGUGAGAUUUCCGCAUAAAGAGCAAGACCUUGAACCAGGGAACAAGUUUGCGUAAAUCAUCAAAGGCCACUGUGCCUUUUAUACCGUAUUGUGUAAAUACACAUCGAUAUUCACAUGAGUGUUGUCUUUGUGUGGCUGUUGUAGAUGUCCCGUUGUUGUCACAGCCGUGUUUACAUUACCUACGAGUGGCUGAAGAUAAGUGCGCUGUGAGACACAAUAAUUGCUGUGUCGUUACGUCCUCGGGUUUUAUGCGACCAUACGAACCAUGUGCCGAUGGACUGCGAUAUCAUGCUGGUGGACUAUUAUUUUGGUUCUCGUGGCGCCGAGUCAACACUGGUCCGUGUUCAAUAUGUGGCCUGGCUUUGGGCAAUCGCCAGUCAAGGGGAAUAAACAACAACUUUUUCCGAAUCGAGAGAUAGAGCCCAGAGUUCUAAACUUUUUUCCCGUACCCGUCGAGGAAGAGUGUCGGUCUGAAGAUCAACGUCGACGUGGAAUAUGCAUGAACACAUACGAGUGCCGAAUUCAACAAGGAAAAUCACAUGGACCAUGUGCUCUAGGUUUUGGUGUUUGCUGUGUCUUCACAGCGAGUUGCGGCGGCGAGGUGAUCAACAAUUUGACCUACGUGAUAAGUCCUGGUUUUCCAAACCUUAUCGAUCAGCCUAUGAAUUGUUCAGUGGUUAUAAAAAAAAUUGAGUCGCAAGUCAGCCAGAUGAGAAUCGACUUCAUCCACUUCAAUAUUGGUCAACCGAAUUUACGAACUGGAGUCUGCGACGAGGACGUUAUGGAGAUCAGCAGCGAUGUGCGGACAUUCCAGCUGUGCGGUUGGAAUAGCGGUCAGCAUAUGUACGUGGACGUAACCGAUGGUCCGGUGACCCUAAAUCUGCGAUUGCCCCGCAAUAUUCAAUCACGCAUGUGGGAAAUGUCCAUAACCCAGUUGCCAUUUGAGCAACGGGCGCCAGCUGGCUGCCUCCAGUACUUCGACGGCGCCAAGGGAACCCUGAGAACCCUCAACUAUUUGCCGAACGGACGGUACCUGGCCAACCAGGACUACCUGAUUUGCAUCCGUCAGGAAAAGGGAUCCUGCAGCAUCGCGUACUUCCCCUGUACCAAUGACUCAUUUCGCAUCGGCCCGUCAAGGUUUCGUCGGCAAACUAACGGCAGUUCCACCAAUCAGCCCUCGCUGGAUGACGAAGGAUCUGGAACGGGACCCGUUGAUGACCCUAUUGUUGACGGGCUUCCAUUACGUCGCUGCGUCGAUCGGAUUCUCAUUCCUUGUGAUUUCGAGGAAUUCAUAACGCCAGGAAACGACGGCGCGGGUAUCUGCGAUAUGGAGCACUGCGGAACAUCGCUAUGUAUGACGAGUGAAUUUGAUGCUGAUGGUAAUUGCCGAGUUGAAACAUCAGCCACUCCAUUUAACAUCAGGGUGGCGUUUGGUAUGGGUGAUCAAAACAACACAUAUCCUGUUGAUAUGACGGGCAUGUGUCUCAACUACGAACAACUUGAAUGUGCUGCCUAAAAUCCUAGUCUUUAUUUUUUAUAUUUUUUUCUUUUCUUCAUUAUACAAUAUAUAUAUACAUAUAUAUUUGUAUUUCUACCCUCGUAUUUCAUCCCUUAAAUAUUUACACUAUGACAUUGAUAAAGUGUAAAUUGACAUUAAGUGCUCAUUACUCCAGUUAUAUUUGUAUAUAUAUUUAAUAUUAAAAUAGAUUGUAAUUUAUUUUAUAUUUAUAUUUAUGUUAUUAUUGUAUGUAUAUAAAUAUAUAUUGACUUAUAUUUAUUUUUAGUCUAUUAAAUUUAAUGAUAAAUACACAGAAAAAAAAAUUGCUUGGCGCAAAAAAUUUUUUCUUGCCAAGAAAUUUUUUGUUUCAUAAAUUAAAGAAAAAAAUUUUCUUAAGAAAAAAAUUUUUGUUUGGCCUCAAAAAUUUUUAUUUGCACGAAGAAAUUUUAUGUGAAUUUAAAACCAGAAUUUUCUGGGGUCGAGAAAAUCUUUAUUGGCGUGAAAAUUUUUUCUUGUGUCAAGAAAAUUUUUAUUUGUCCCAAGAAUUAAAAACAAGAAUUUUUUUGGAUCGAAAAAAUUCUUAGUGCAAAAAAUUUUUUUUUCUUCACAGUGCAAAAAUUUUGUCAAAUUCAAAUUUUUUUGGCGCCAAAAAAUAUUUUUUUCUUCACAGUGCAAAAAUUUUGUCAAAUUCAAAUUUUUUUGGCGCCAAAAAAAUUUUUUUUUCUUCACAGUGCAAAAAUUUUGUCAAAUUCAAAUUUUUUUGGCACCAAAAAAUAUUUUUUUUCUGUGCACGUAUUUAAGGAGGAUAGCCAUUGUGAGGAUCGAAAAAAUAGGUGAUUUUUGGGAAUUUUUUUGACUGGAAUAAUAAAGGAAUUCGGGGAUCGGGUUUUUUUGUUUUACAAAGUGUACAUUGAAGAUAAUUCUCCUAAAUUUUUAUUAAAAAAUAUCAUGUUGUUACAAAGUUAUAAGCAUUUUUGUGGAGCACCAAAAAAAUUUCCCCCACCACGGUGUCAUCUCUAACUCAAAAACGGAUUAUCAGAAACAAAAAAACCAAACGGCGUUGUAAUCUGUAUGCAUGUGGUUAUCGUUCCACAUAGGGGAUUUUGAAAAUUUGGAUUUGAAAAAAAAUGGCGACAUAUUAAAAAUUUUUUCGUUUUUUUUUCUCAUUUUUUUGGAUUCAAACAGCCCUAAAAAAUCUUAAAAAUCAAAAUUUUAAAAAUUCCCUACGUGCAACUUUAGCUACUGAAUAGACGAAUACGAAAAAAAAAAAAGUUGCGAAUAGGUUCAUAUUUAUGAAAAUUACAGAUGCCACCAGUACAAAAAAAGUAGUUUUGAGAAAAACGCGUUUAAAGUUUUUAGUCGAUGCAACGGUCAGUUAACGUGCUGUCACAAAAAUUACUAUAACUUGAAAAAUAUUCGGAAUUUUCAUAUAAAACUUUAGAUACAUAUUUUUGAACAUAUAAACUUUGAUUUAAUAAAAAAAAAAAAUUUUUUUUUUUAAAUUUCACAGUGGCUAUCCCCUUAAUAAUUACGCUCCCAGAUAUGACCUCUCAGUUUAUCGAUUUUCGAAUAAUCUUAUAUUCUCACUAUCAAUAAUUUAAAUCCUCAGAAUAAAUUAAAUUUCAGGAUAAAGGUUUUAAAAUAAAAUAAACUUUUUUUUUUUUUUUUU